Messenger RNA from Tribolium madens (black flour beetle), 685 nucleotides. RefSeq names its product NPC intracellular cholesterol transporter 2-like. The transcript has 4 exons. The coding region runs from base 136 to 618 and encodes 160 amino acids. The record is from RefSeq and is a predicted model, not a curated record. Lineage: Eukaryota; Metazoa; Arthropoda; Insecta; Coleoptera; Tenebrionidae. Gene Ontology annotation, biological process: sterol transport. Gene Ontology annotation, molecular function: sterol binding.
AAGUGGUAGUGGAACGUCUCUUUAAGAGUGGGUUUUGACAUCCACCUUCGGAGACCGAUAUCGGCCAGUACAGUACAUGAGGGUUUUAGCAACAGUAUUAAAGUAAUUUUCCGUGUUUGCACUCGUAAUUUAAAAAUGAAAGUGCUUGUAGCAUUGUUUUUAUUUAGCGCUAUCUCUUACUCUUCUGCUAUUAAUGUUACUCAAUGCCAUGAUAUUGAAAAACCCAUCGAAGGGCUUGAAAACCGGGUCAAAUUAGGUAACUGUAAGAAACCACCUUGCAGAUUAAGAAAAAAUUCAGUCGUUAAAAUAGAACUCAAUGUCAAGCCAGAAAGAGAUAUUGAAAAAAUAUUAAAUUCAAUUCACGCGUAUAUCGCUGGCGUCCCUUUUCCUUUUCCCGGAGUCGAUGGAACUGAUGCUUGUAAAAAUAUUUACUCGGCUGAUGGCCUGAAUCAAGUAGGAUGUCCACUCAAAAAAGGACAAGACUAUCUUUACAGAAACAAUAUUGAAGUGCUGCAGAUUUAUCCACGAGUUAAAGCCGUCAUCCAUUGGGGAUUAACACCGACCGAUGGCAAAGAUGACGUUAUUUGUUUCGAAAUCCCAGCCAGGAUUACUAAUUAGUUUUAAACAGUAAAUUAGUAAAAACAGUAAAAAGCACUAAAACAUUAUAAAUAAAUAAUUAUUAUAA